AGUAUUUCUAACUCUCGUGGAGCACGAACAGCAGUGUGAGCUGACAGCGGUAUUUUUCAUGAUAACACGACAUUCGACGUAGCGUUUAUUUAUUUUUCUAUUAAACUUCAACAUGUCUAUAUUUACGCCGACAAAUCAAAUCCGUUUGACUAACGUGGCGGUGGUGAGGAUGAAGAAAGGAGGGAAGAGGUUUGAAAUCGCCUGUUAUAAGAACAAAGUUAUGAGCUGGAGAACAGGAGCGGAGAAAGAUCUGGAUGAAGUUCUGCAGACAAAUUCAGUCUUUAUCAAUGUGUCUAAAGGUCAGACGGCUAAGAAAGAGGACUUGAACAGAGCUUUCGGGACGGAUGAUCUCACAGAAAUCUGCAAACAGAUCCUGGCCAAAGGAGAGCUGCAAGUGUCUGACAAGGAGAGGCAGAGUCAGCUGGAGACCAUGUUCAGAGACAUUGCGACUAUUGUGGCAGAUAAGUGUGUCAACCCAGACACCAAAAGGCCGUACACCGUCAAUCUUAUAGAGCGGGCGAUGAAGGACAUCCACUACUCUGUCAAGCCAAACAAGAACACAAAACAGCAGGCUCUGGAAGUGAUCCGGCAGCUGAAGGAAUCCAUGCAGAUCCAGAGAGCUCACAUGAGGCUGCGGCUGAGGCUUCCCGCCAAGGAGGCCAAGAGGCUGAAGGAGAAGCUGAAGCCGCUCCUGGAGGUUGUGGAGAGUGAAGACUUUGAUGAUGAGCUGGAAAUGGUGUGUCUGGUGGAUCCCGGCUGCUUCAGGGAGAUGGAUGAGCUGGUCCGCUGUGAGACCAAAGGCCGAGGUUUUGUGGAGGUCCUCAGUCUGAAGGAUGUGGAGGAGGGAGAUGAGAAACUAUAGUAACUGAACCUUCCAGGACUCUGUACCUUAUCCACACUGAUGUGCUUCCCUGCAGCUCACAAAAAAACAUAUUUAUGAAGGUGUUCAGCUUAUUUUAGCCACUCUUACAUACCAGCAGCUGUUUUCAAAGGGUUUAUUUGACUUUUAUUGUUUUGACAGACUUGUAUAAGGGUGAGGGGGGAAUAAUUUGAGUACUUACUGCUAACCUUCAAGUUUAUUGGGUAAUUCUGGGCUUAAUUUUGGACCAUUUACAUUACUAAAGGACUACAAAACAUCAGCUUCCUGUCAGAUGUUGUGUGUUAUGUAGUCAUGCCCAAUAGAUAAUUUCUUUUAAAAAAUAAUUUAUAUUUUCAUAAUGACUGCAUUUGCAUUUAAACAAAUAAAUAUUUAAUGCAAUAUCA
Molecule: messenger RNA, 1263 nt
Organism: Cheilinus undulatus (humphead wrasse)
Lineage: Eukaryota; Metazoa; Chordata; Actinopteri; Labriformes; Labridae
Gene: sbds
Product: SBDS ribosome maturation factor
Exons: 5
Coding region: 113-862 (249 amino acids)
Biological process (GO): ribosome biogenesis; cytosolic ribosome assembly
Source: RefSeq, a predicted model, not a curated record